Molecule: messenger RNA, 1884 nt
Organism: Chinchilla lanigera (long-tailed chinchilla)
Lineage: Eukaryota; Metazoa; Chordata; Mammalia; Rodentia; Chinchillidae
Gene: Kcnq4
Product: potassium channel, voltage gated KQT-like subfamily Q, member 4
Biological process (GO): transmembrane transport; potassium ion transport
Cellular component (GO): membrane
Molecular function (GO): voltage-gated potassium channel activity
Source: RefSeq, a predicted model, not a curated record
UGCGGCCAGCGCUCCUCCGCGGCGCACAAGCGCUACCGUCGCCUGCAGAAUUGGGUCUACAACGUGCUGGAGCGGCCCCGCGGCUGGGCCUUCGUCUACCACGUCUUCAUAUUUUUGCUGGUCUUCAGCUGCCUGGUGCUGUCUGUACUGUCCACUAUCCAGGAGCACCAGGAAUUUGCCAAUGAAUGUCUCCUUAUUUUGGAAUUCGUGAUGAUCGUGGUCUUUGGCCUGGAGUACAUCAUCCGCGUCUGGUCUGCUGGCUGCUGCUGCCGCUAUCGAGGAUGGCAGGGCCGCCUGCGCUUCGCCAGGAAACCCUUCUGUGUCAUCGACUUCAUCGUGUUCGUGGCCUCGGUGGCUGUGAUCGCCGCGGGCACACAGGGCAACAUUUUUGCUACGUCGGCGUUGCGCAGCAUGCGCUUCCUGCAGAUCCUGCGCAUGGUGCGCAUGGACCGCCGCGGCGGCACCUGGAAACUGCUGGGCUCGGUGGUCUACGCGCACAGCAAGGAGCUGAUCACCGCAUGGUACAUCGGGUUCCUGGUGCUCAUCUUCGCCUCCUUCCUCGUCUACCUGGCGGAGAAGGACGCCAACUCUGACUUCUCCUCCUACGCCGACUCACUGUGGUGGGGGACGAUUACACUGACAACCAUUGGCUAUGGUGACAAGACGCCGCACACAUGGCUGGGCAGGGUCUUGGCUGCUGGCUUCGCCUUACUGGGCAUCUCCUUCUUUGCCCUGCCUGCUGGCAUCCUCGGCUCUGGCUUUGCCCUGAAGGUCCAGGAGCAGCACCGGCAGAAGCACUUUGAGAAGCGGAGGAUGCCAGCAGCCAACCUCAUCCAGGCUGCAUGGCGCCUGUAUUCUACUGAUACAAGCCGGGCUUACCUGACAGCCACCUGGUACUACUAUGACAGUAUCCUCCCAUCCUUCAGAGAGCUGGCCCUCUUGUUUGAGCACGUGCAACGGGCCCGCAAUGGGGGCCUACGGCCCCUGGAGGUGCGGCGGGCGCCGGUACCCGACGGAGCGCCCUCCCGCUACCCGCCCGUUGCCACCUGCCACCGGCCGGGCAGCGCCUCCUUCUGCCCUGGGGAAAGCAGCCGGAUGGGCAUCAAAGACCGCAUCCGCAUGGGCAGCUCCCAACGGCGGACAGGUCCUUCUAAGCAGCACCUGGCACCUCCACCCAUGCCCACCUCCCCGAGCAGUGAGCAGGUGGGUGAGGCCACCAGCCCCACCAAGGUACAGAAGAGCUGGAGCUUCAAUGACCGCACCCGCUUCCGGGCCUCUCUGAGAUUUAAACCCCGCACCUCUGCUGAAGAGGGCCCCUCAGAGGAAGGCCCAGAAGAGAAGAGCUACCAGUGUGAGCUCACGGUGGAUGACGUCAUGCCUGCUGUGAAGACAGUCAUCCGCUCCGUCAGGAUUUUGAAGUUCCUGGUGGCCAAAAGGAAAUUCAAGGAGAUGCUGCGACCAUACGACGUGAAGGACGUCAUCGAGCAGUACUCCGCAGGGCACCUGGACAUGCUGGGCCGGAUCAAGAGCCUGCAGGCUCGGGUGGACCAGAUUGUGGGUCGGGGGCCUGGAGACCGGAAGGCCCGGGAGAAGGGCGACAAGGGGCCCCCCGACGUGGAGGCGGUGGAUGAAAUCAGCAUGAUGGGGCGCGUGGUCAAGGUGGAGAAGCAGGUGCAGUCCAUCGAGCACAAGCUGGACCUACUGUUGGGCUUCUAUUCGCGCUGCCUACGCUCUGGCACCUCGGCCAGCUUGGGCACCGUGCAAGUGCCGCUCUUCGACCCUGACAUCACCUCGGACUACCACAGCCCUGUGGACCACGAGGACAUCUCCGUCUCCGCACAGACGCUUAGCAUCUCCCGCUCGGUCAGCACCAACAUGGACUGA